AUGGAACCAGAAAACCAAACACAUAUUUCAGAAUUCAUCCUUUUGGGGCUCUCAGAAGAAUCAGAGCUGCAGCCCCUCCUCUUUGGACUGUUCCUGUUCAUGUACCUGGUCACCUUAACUGGGAACUUGCUCAUCAUCCUGGCCAUCAUCAUGGACUCCCACCUACACACACCCAUGUACUUCUUUCUCUCCAACCUCUCUUUUGUGGACAUUUGUUUCACCUCCACCACUGUGCCAAAGAUGCUGCUGAACAUUCAGAUGCAGAACAAAGUUAUUACAUUUAAAGAUUGCAUCACACAGAUGUAUUUUUUCAUGCUUUUUGGAAUAUUGGACAAUAUUCUCUUGACAGUGAUGGCUUAUGACCGGUUUGUGGCCAUCUGUCACCCACUGCACUACACGGUCAUAAUGAACCCAAACUUCUGUGGCUUCCUGCUUUUGGCAUCCUUGUUACUGUGUGCUCUGGACUCUCUAUUACUUAGCUUAAUGGUUUUACGACUGUCUUUUUGUACAGAAUUGGAAAUCUCCCACUUUUUCUGUGAAAUUAAUCAGGUACUCCAACUUGCUUGUUCUGACACUUUCCUCAAUGACUUAGUCAUGUAUUUUGCAACUGGACUUCUUGGUGUUAUUCCACUUACUGGGAUCCUUUUCUCUUACAGUAAGAUUGUGUCCUCCAUUUUAAAAAUUUCAUCAGCUGAGGGCAAGUAUAAAGCUUUUUCCACUUGUGGGUCUCAUCUGUCAGUCAUUUCCUUGUUCUAUGGUACAAGUCUUGGAGUUUAUCUUAGUUCUGCUACUACCCAAAACUCCAGGGUCACUGCAAUAACCUCGGUGAUGUACACUGUGGUCACACCCAUGCUGAACCCCUUUAUCUACAGUCUUAGAAAUAAGGACAUAAAGCAGGGCCUAAGAAAACUGUUCAACUGA
This is a messenger RNA of Chrysochloris asiatica (Cape golden mole), 921 nucleotides long. Its product is annotated as olfactory receptor 7A17-like. Lineage: Eukaryota; Metazoa; Chordata; Mammalia; Afrosoricida; Chrysochloridae. The transcript has a single exon. Gene Ontology annotation, molecular function: olfactory receptor activity; G protein-coupled receptor activity. The record is from RefSeq and is a predicted model, not a curated record. Gene Ontology annotation, cellular component: membrane. Gene Ontology annotation, biological process: G protein-coupled receptor signaling pathway. Bases 1 to 921 code for a protein of 306 amino acids.